Messenger RNA from Helobdella robusta, 1644 nucleotides. RefSeq lists its product as hypothetical. The record is from RefSeq and is a predicted model, not a curated record. Bases 1 to 1644 code for a protein of 547 amino acids. Gene Ontology annotation, cellular component: nucleus; cytosol. NCBI's taxonomy places the organism in Eukaryota, Metazoa, Annelida, Clitellata, Rhynchobdellida, Glossiphoniidae. Gene Ontology annotation, molecular function: protein phosphatase regulator activity; protein phosphatase binding. The transcript has 14 exons.
AUGUUUUGGCGUUUUAAUUAUCAUUCAUCUGAAAUUGACACUCUGUUGGACAAAGAGGAUGUCACGUUAGUUGAAAUAAUUAGUGAGGAAGAUGUCCUGCAGGAGUGCAAAGCCCAGAAUACAAAGCUCAUAGAUUUCUUAACCAAACCAGAGAAUAUGAAAAAUCUUUUAAGCAUGGUGAUCAAUGAACCAUCAAAAGAAAUAGAAGAAAAAUUGAGAUACAAGCUGCCAAACUCUUCGUGUGAGUUGUUAACAUCUGACAUCACUGCAAUAACGGACUCUUUGAUGUCAACUGAGGCCCUUUUGAAUGAAUUGUUGGGAUUUUUGAACCAGGAGGAGGCUUUAAACCCUUUACAAGCGAGUUUUUUCAGCAAAAUCAUGGGACUUCUCAUCAUGAGGAAGAGUCAAGAGUUUUUAAUGUUCUUGAAAUCUCGUUCGACGUUUAUGGACCGUUUGCUGCACCACCUGAAUACAUCAGCCAUAAUGGAUCUCUUGCUGAGAUUGGUUAUUAGUAUGGACUCGCCCCAGUCUAGGACAGAAUGUCUCGAAUGGUUGAAAGAGCAGAAAUUAGUGGAGAGGUUGAUUGAUCUUAUUCGUCCAGUACACAGUCCUGAAACAAAUUACAACGCCUCAUUUUCACUCUGUGAUCUGAUUCGUCACGGUAGGGACCAGCUGUCCUUCGAGCAGGACACUAGCGUCGGAGAUGUCUUACUCAAAGUUAUCCAAUCGGAGGAAUCUAUAAAAAGUCUUUUGAACAGUAUGUUUGAAGAUCCGACAGUCGAGUCCAGUAUUAUCGGCGGCCUGUCUGUCUUACAUACAUUACUAGAGUUUAAGAAGGCCAAUCCAUUUGAGUCAUCAACGUCAUCACUUCCUGAUGUGGAUAAGUUCAUGGCAAGCAUCGAUGGUACAUUAAAAGCCCUGCUACCUAGGCUAAAAGAUUUUCAUAGGAUACUAACACACCCUCCUAAGCAACAUUACUGUCCAAUGCAAACGACCGCUGGUCUAUUAGACGUACCAUUGGGGAAUGCCCGUCUAAAUGUUGUCCGCCUAAUCACAUACCUCAUGGUGCUCAACUACAAACCACUCAACGAGGAACUAAUUAGAUUAGGGACCAUGGGAGUGCUGCUGGGCAUGUUCUUCGAGUACUCCUGGAACAACUUCCUACACACACAAUUCGAGCACAUAAUCAACAACCUCCUCACAAAUGCCAUCACCUCCAUUGGCAGUGGUAGCAUCUCUUUGGGCGCGAGCACAUCAACAUCACCAGCUAUAACUCUCAUGAUCGAAUUCAAACUUCUCAAUAGGAUAGUUGAGGCAUUUGAACUGAAUGAUGAUAGGUUCCUUUUGCCAAGUCAUCGGCUGGGCUACAUAGGCCACCUCACAAAGAUAUCCAAUAGCUUGCUGAACAGCUGUAACGCACCUCUGCUUGAUAGCAUCUUACUCAAAUUAGAUCAGUCGGAUGUUGAGAGGUGGAAAGAUUUCACGACAACUGCUCUGGCCGAAGUGAACAAGCAGAAUUCUCUAGAUGGCGUAUGUUUAUUGUCGCUAUUAUUGUUGUUGUCGUUGUUGUUGUUGAUUGUUUUGUUAUUGUUAUUGUUGUUGAUUGUUUUGAUGUUGUACGUAGUUGUGGUUGGAAUGAAUUGA